This is a messenger RNA of Mercenaria mercenaria, 1694 nucleotides long. RefSeq lists its product as uncharacterized. The transcript is spliced from 2 exons. The record is from RefSeq and is a predicted model, not a curated record. Gene Ontology annotation, biological process: DNA integration. Gene Ontology annotation, molecular function: nucleic acid binding. Lineage: Eukaryota; Metazoa; Mollusca; Bivalvia; Venerida; Veneridae. Bases 492 to 1694 code for a protein of 400 amino acids.
UUUGUUUGACUCCUCACAUGACGUGCAAAGACACGUAAAACGAGGGUGGUGUGCAGAAAAUAACGAUAGCACACAACCAAAGAAGAAGAAAAUAGAAGACAGCAGUGAUGAUGAAAUGGAACAUGACGUUGGGGAAAAUCAGGCAUAUCUUUCCCUCUGGGAAAAAGCUAUAGACUAUAACGACGAUAAGUACGACAAAUUGUAUAAUCAGUUUAUACAGGACGGAGAAGACAAGGAGUCUGCACAUGAAAUGACAGAAGAUCGUAUUCAGCCGUAUAAUGAACGCACAUUCUUCACAAAAUACGAGUAUUUGUUGGAUUCGUAUAUUCUGCCACUUCAAAACAGUACACUCCAUCAAAAGAUUUUACAAGACAUACAUUCAUUGACACAGAAGAAUGUAAGCACUCAAUCGGCAAUUAAGCGUGUGCUGCGAAAGUACAAGUCUGACUUUAAAGAACUGUUUGAGACAGAAUUGUCGGACGAAGAAACAGAUGAUGAAAGCGAAGAAGACGAAACUGAUACUGAAUAAAUAUAGUAACAUGUGGACAUUCAAUUCAUUUAUGUUGUUGACUUUGGAUAGUGCGGACAUGGCUCCGUGGGAGGACUAUUUAAAGAAAAUUUAUUUUGAUCCGUCGCAUCCAGCUAGUUAUAAUGGACCACAAAAACUGUACAAAGUGGUGAAAAAUGAAGGAAAAUAUCAUAUUGGCAUGCACAAGAUCAGAAAAUUUUUGCACAAUCAAGAAUCAUACAGUCUACACAAGCCUGUACGAAGACGAUUUCAAAGAAACCAUGUCGUAAGCGCUGGAAAAGAUGAUCUUUGGAUGGCAGAUUUGAUAGACAUGAAAAAAUUUGAAAAAUGGAACAAAAAAUUCAAAUAUAUAUUACUUGUAAUCGACACCUUUAGCAAAUACGUAUGGUUGAGACCGCUGAAGCAAAAAACUGGACAAGAUGUAACAGAUGCAUUCAAAGACAUUCUGAAAAAGUCUGGUCGGGUUCCCAAACGACUUAUUACUGAUAAAGGUCAGGAGUUCAGAGCAAUACCCGUACAAACGCUGAUGAAGAAGCAUGGCGUCAUAUAUUCACCUACACAGAAUGAAACAAAGAGUUCAAUAGCAGAAAGGGCCAACUUGACCAUAAAGUCAAAAAUCAUUCGCUACUUUACGUAUAAGGAUGAUUACAAUUAUAUUCCAAUCCUGGAGGACAUAGCCGACAGUUAUAACCAGACAAUGCACAGAACAAUAGGAAUGGCACCAGCUGAUGUAAAUCAUGCUAACGAAGAAGAAGUCAGAUUAUCAACCUACUUUGCUCACAAAUCAUCUCAUAAACAGAUAUCUAAAGCUACGAAGAAACGCUACAUGUAUAAGAUCGGAGAUUUUGUAAGAGUAACACACUUGAAAGAUAUAUUUACUCGCGCUUAUGACCAAACAUACAGCGGAGAGAUAUUUCAAAUAAGCAAGCGUUACUACAGAGGGACUCUUCCUAUAUAUAGGUUAUCUGACAUGCAGCAGGAAGAAAUUAAAGGAAGUUUCUAUCAAAGCGAACUGCAAAGGGUGAACAUUGAUCCGGACCAUAUGUGGAAGAUUGAAACAAUUUUAAAGACAAGAGGCAAAGGAAAACAGAAGCAAUUGUUUGUCAAAUGGAAGUACUUUCCAAAGAAAUUCAAUAGCUGGAUUAAGUCUAGUGACAUUGAGUGA